UCUCCCUGUGCAUGUCCGCAGAAAGCGUCCACCGGUGUGAUUGCUGUUUGUCUACUUGUUCCACAUGCAAAGAACGGCCAAAAGUUGAGGAACUCAUGAUCUAAUUGAUUCGGUGACUUGUGCACUCAUCGAGAUGGCCCUGCCUGCUAAUUAUAAACAAGUGGCCAUUGCCACCUCCAACAUCGUCACUCCGACAAACCAAAGGAUCAGAGCAUCUGGCAGUGCUGGAGGUUCUAGUUCUAGUAAAGAUAACCAGAGUCCGUUUAUACAAACUGCUCAUGGACACCCAGGUUUUGUACCUCAGAAAGUUGGAAAGAAUACUCCGGCCGACUCUAAAUUGCCAAAACCACCAAAACCUCCAGAGAAACCUCUUAUGCCGUAUAUGAGGUACAGCAGAAAAGUUUGGGACCAAGUUAAGGCACAAAACCCUGAAUUGAAACUAUGGGAAAUUGGCAAGAUCAUUGGCCAGAUGUGGAGGGAUUUACCUGAAGACGAGAAAACAGAAUUCAUAGAAGAGUACGAAGCUGAAAAAAUCGAAUAUGACAAGAGCUUAAAAACUUAUCAUGCUUCACCAGCAUAUUUAGCUUACAUAGCAGCCAAAAACAGAGGCAAAUCCGCGUUGUGUGCAGCCCAACAAAAUACCGACGAACGCGAAACUCACGAACGAUCCUCGAGUAGUAGUAAAAGUCAAAGUGCUCAAGACAGAAGGAUUGACAUUUUGGCAGCUGAGGAUGAAGAUGAUCAAGACGAUGGAUAUUCUGUAAAGCAUGUGGCAUAUUCGCGUUUUCUACGAAAUCAUCGGUUAAUUAAUGAUAUUUUUAGCGAUACCGUAGUUCCUGAUGUUCGUUCGGUAGUAACGACCCAAAGAAUGCAAAUUUUAAGACGACAAGUGCAAUCAUUAACUAUGCAUCAAAAAAAACUUGAAGCUGAACUACAGCAAAUUGAAGAAAAGUUUGAAGCUAAAAAAAGAAAAUUCAUUGAGACGAGCGAAGUUUUUCAAGAAGAAUUAAAAAAGCAUUGCAAGCCAGCAGUUGACGACGAUACAUUUAAUGAAAUGGUUGAGAGGCAGUAUGAAAUGUUAAAAAGAGAGAGGUUACGAGUUACUGAAGACAGUCGCUCAAAAAAUCCACCAUCAACUGAGUCAACGCCAAACUCGACUCCAACUCCAACUCCUGCAUCAGUAAAUGAAGAAAAUUCAUCAGAGGCGAAAGAUAGCGAAUCUUCAGAGACUCCUAUGGAGGUGGAUAAGCCAGAAGUAAAGAAAAGCACUCCUUCCCCGCCUUGCGUAGAUAACAAGCCAGAUUCACGUCCUGUUGAAAAAGCACCUGGACCAAACUAUCCACCAGUUGGCCCUCAUCAAAUGCAGCCUCCGCCUCCUCAGGCCGCUCCUCAAGUUUCUCAUCAAGGUCCUCCCCAGAAUUCUCCUCAGGGCCCUCCACAACAAAUGCCGCCUCAUCCACCAAUGCCGCAAGGACAUCCUGGCCAACAGUCAAUGCCUUUACAGCAGCAAAUGAUGCCACCUCAUCCAUCCCAACUUCCUCCAGGUCUUAUGAAUCAACAACAGCAGCAACAAAUGCCUGCGCCACCCCAACAAAUACCUUCACCUCAACAGCAAAUACCUUCACCUCAACAGCAAAUGCUUCCUCCGCAGCAGCAAAUGCCCAUACAUCAGCAACAAAUACCUACACUUCAACAACCAAUUCCACCCCAACAGUUGCCCCCUCAGCCUCCUCAACAGCAAAUGCCUCAUCAGCAGCAGCAUCAUCAACAGAUGCCUCCUCAGCAACAACAGCAACAGCAGAUGCCUCCUCAACAGCAACAAAUGCCUCCUCAACCUCCACAAUCUAGAACUCUGCAGCAAAUGCCACCAGGUGGCCCACAUAGUCAGCAGCAAGGACCUGGCCAGCAGCAAAUGUCUCAUGAUCAACAACACCAACAACCGAUGCAUCCACCUCCUACACAAAGUGAAUCAAGUUCUCAACCGCAACAAAUGCCUCCUCCGCACCAGCAGGUUUCACCAACAGGUCCUCCUAAUCAACAAUCAAUGCCUCCCCAACAAAUGCCUCCACAACAAUCACAGCACAUGUCACCAUCACAGCAGCAUCAAAUGCCUUCUCAGCAACAGCAACAAAUGCAAGCACAACCUUCAAUGCCUCCUCAACAACAAAUGCAAGCACAACCUUCAAUGCCUCCUCAACAACAAAUAUCACAUCAACAGUCGCAAUCCCAAAUUACUGGAUCUCCUUAUCAUCAGCACCAUCUACCCCCUCACCCAUCUCAAAUACCGCAAGGACCUAAUCAGCAGCAGAUGCCACCUCAACAGCCACUGUUACCUCCUCAGCAGCAACAACAAAUGCCUUCCCAGCAGUUGCUAAGUCAACAACAGUCGCAACAUCCUUCCCAGCAACAACAAUUAUCCUCUCAGCAUCAACCACAAAUUCCCCCACAACAAGGACCUCAAUCUCAGCAGCAGCAACAGCAUCAACAACAACAACAGCAGCAGCAGCAUCAACAACAACAACAACAACAACAACAGCAGCAGCAGCAGCAGCAGCAGCAAAUGCAAUCCCAACAACAAAUGCCGCAAAUUCCUAAUCAACAAGGAAUGUCACCUCAAGGACAACAACAAAUGCCAACAGGUUUACCUAGUCAGCAGCAAAUACCCUCUCAACAACAACAACCGCAAAUUCCUCCAUCUCCGCAACAGCAGAUGGGUCAGCAGCAACAGAUACCAUCUCAGCAACAACAAAUGCCACCUCAACAACAGCAAAUACCCUCGCAACAGAUGCAUCCUCAGCAACCACCCCAGAUGCCUCCACAACAACAGCAACAACAACAAAUGCCCCCUCAACAACAGCCGAUGCCUCCGCAGCAGCAGCAGCAGCAGCAGCAGCAGCAAAUGCCACCACAACAACAAAUGCCAGGACCGCAAAUUUCUGGUUCUCCUUAUUCACAAAUACCACCACAUCAACCAAAUAUGCCUACAGGUCCCCCACAACCAGGCAAAAUGCCUCAAGUGCCGUCCACAACAGCAGCCGCAGCUGUAGCUGCUGCAGCAGUGGCGGCAGCGAACGCCGCGGCUAAUCAAAUGCCGCCUCACCAGCCACCAUCAACAAUGAUUCCUGGACAUUCAAUGCCUCCGCAUCAAGGGCCUCAAAAUCCUCCGAUCCACCCACCACCUGGUGCGCCCCCAGGUCACGCACCCCCGCCUGGUAUGAUGCAAGGCGCACAAGGCUACCCUCAACAAUACCAGCCACCUGGUGGCCAACAGCCCCAGACCGUACCUCUGGCCCCGCGACCACCUCAUCCUGGCUAUGGCUAUCCUCAGCAACAGUAUCAUCAACCGUAUGCCCAGUACUCGCAUCCUUAUUACCAUCAACCGUACUCGCAGUACCCGCCACAUGCGAUGGCACGACCACACCAACACGGAUCGCAUAGUCCGCACGGACCACACAGUCCGCAUUACCAUCCACAAAGUCCACAUGGAGAUGUUUCUGGUGCCAAUCCUGCCAUGGGUGGGGCUCCAGGCGGUGCGGUGAACAGCUCAGAGCAAGGUGGCGGUGCGCCUACAUACCCACCUGUUUCGGUACACAGUGAAAGCGAACGCCAGGGUGCAGUAGAAGGCCAGGAUAGCCAGACAGAUGGCAAAUCGGGCUCGGGUUGAACGCCAUGGCCUCAUCCCGAGACUUACUUAUCACAGGGACGUUGAUUGAGGAGAACCAGCUUGAUCGACGAUCGUCCAACUAUUAUUUAACUAGGUGUAAUUGUAAAGUAAAUCAGGUAGAUUACAUAAGAUUGAUAUGUAGUGAUAAGUAAGAACAAUAAUGAGGAUGCGAUUUUUGUAAGAUGUGUAUUUUCCAAAAGAGUAAAUAAUGCAUCUUCUUGCAGCUAAAAAGUCACUGGUUUUCUCAUUGAGUUUUUUUUUAUCUCAUUUGUUUACUUUGUCAUAAAAUAUAUUAUACUUGUACGUAAGAUUGGCAAAUUCAACGAACCUCUAUGUAAAAUAUAUGCAGAGCAACUUGUAUG
This is a messenger RNA of Copidosoma floridanum, 4026 nucleotides long. RefSeq names its product Brahma associated protein 111kD. The record is from RefSeq and is a predicted model, not a curated record. Gene Ontology annotation, biological process: negative regulation of DNA-templated transcription. Gene Ontology annotation, molecular function: nucleosomal DNA binding; nuclear receptor binding. Gene Ontology annotation, cellular component: SWI/SNF complex. Lineage: Eukaryota; Metazoa; Arthropoda; Insecta; Hymenoptera; Encyrtidae.